Molecule: messenger RNA, 1214 nt
Organism: Momordica charantia (bitter melon)
Lineage: Eukaryota; Viridiplantae; Streptophyta; Magnoliopsida; Cucurbitales; Cucurbitaceae
Product: transcription factor MYB36-like
Source: RefSeq, a predicted model, not a curated record
CAAACAAAACCCUACGAAUCAAUUAGAAGCUUGAAUUGAGAAGACUGCAAGAUGGGUCGAGCUCCAUGCUGUGAUAAAGCCAAUGUCAAGAAAGGGCCAUGGUCACCUGAAGAAGAUGCCAAGCUAAAAGCAUAUAUUGAAGAGCAUGGAACUGGAGGAAAUUGGAUUGCCCUUCCUCAAAAAAUUGGACUGAAGAGAUGUGGAAAGAGCUGCAGACUGAGGUGGUUGAAUUAUCUGAGACCUAAUAUCAAGCAUGGUGGAUUCUCCGAGGAAGAAGACAACAUCAUCUGUAACCUCUACAUAAGCAUUGGCAGCAGGUGGUCUGUAAUUGCUGCCCAGCUGCCAGGAAGAACUGAUAACGACAUAAAAAACUACUGGAAUACAAGGCUCAAGAAGAAAUUGCUUGGAAAACGCAAACAAUCAAGUAGCAACAAUUAUAAUACUGGCCUAUCCCCUUCAUCAAGCAGUAGUGAAGACCCAAAAGAGGCCUUAAGCAACUCAGCCCUAGAAAGGCUUCAACUUCAUAUGCAACUUCAGGGCCUUCAGAACCCACUCUCCUUCUACACCCACCAUCAGUUAUGGCCCAAACUCCACCCCAUACAAGAAAAAUUUAUCCAAACCCUCCAAUCUCUGAACCAUCAAAACCCUAAUUUCCUUAACCCUAAUCUCCAAGAUACUCAAUUGUUAUUACCAGGCCAAGCAGUACCCAAGGCCGCAGCUGCUGAUUUCUUUCAGCCACAAUCCAAUACCAUUUCUGUCUCACUUCCACAAGACUACGAGAUCCCAAGUUCAGAUCAAACCUCUGGAGAGCACCAUGAGGUUCCAAACUUUGCACAAGUUGAUGACUUUCUUAACGAAAAGGCUGAGGGUAAUUUCAUGGCACAGCCUGAACAAAUGGCUGAAUUUGAUUGCUUUAAGGAAGUGGGUGGUUCGAAGGAUGGCUUGGUUUGGUGGUCUCAGAAUGAGCAUGAUUUGAGACCCGCUUCAUCCUCUAACUCAUGGGACUCCAGUUCUGUGCUUCAAUCGGAGUUGAUGUUCCAAGAUUAUGAGUUAGGGUACAAUCUUUAGUUAAGGGCAGGGUUUUUAAUUAAUGUUUGUAGGGGUUGAGAGAGACAAGUAAGCUUUUGGAUUUGUGUCCUGAUCAUAAAAUGGAUUUGCCUGCAUGUAAGCUUUGUAUAUUGUGUGAAUAAUGAAGUUUAAUUCCGGAUUUCCCA